Danio rerio (zebrafish) is the source of this 586-nucleotide messenger RNA. It is a transcript of the gene lyz, whose product is annotated as lysozyme. NCBI's taxonomy places the organism in Eukaryota, Metazoa, Chordata, Actinopteri, Cypriniformes, Danionidae. Gene Ontology annotation, biological process: cytolysis; defense response to bacterium. Gene Ontology annotation, molecular function: hydrolase activity; hydrolase activity, acting on glycosyl bonds; catalytic activity. The record is from RefSeq and is marked provisional.
GAUAAAGCAGAUAUCAGCAGUGAUACAAUAUGAGGCUGGCAGUGGUGCUUUUGUGUCUGGCGUGGAUGUCCUCGUGUGAAAGCAAGACACUGGGACGCUGUGAUGUUUACAAGAUCUUCAAGAAUGAAGGGCUUGAUGGAUUUGAGGGAUUCUCCAUUGGCAACUAUGUGUGCACUGCCUACUGGGAAAGCAGGUUUAAGACCCACCGAGUGCGUUCAGCUGAUACGGGGAAGGACUACGGGAUCUUCCAGAUUAACAGCUUCAAGUGGUGUGAUGACGGGACCCCUGGUGGGAAGAAUUUGUGCAAAGUGGCCUGUUCAGACUUGCUUAACGAUGACCUGAAAGCUUCAGUUGAGUGUGCAAAGCUGAUUGUGAAAAUGGACGGGCUGAAAUCAUGGGAAACCUGGGAUUCUUACUGUAACGGUCGUAAGAUGUCCCGCUGGGUAAAAGGCUGUGAGCAGCGCAAACAAAGCCUCCGAGCCUGAUUACCUACAGUCAUUAUGUGCUAAUGCAUGUAAAACAUUUUAAACAGGCAUCGUCAUCAUUAAUGUUUGAGAUGAAUAUUAAAGCAUCUUCCUAAAUUGUA